Recurvomyces mirabilis is the source of this 2751-nucleotide messenger RNA. It is a transcript of the gene ESC4, whose product is annotated as regulator of Ty1 Transposition. The coding region runs from base 1 to 2751 and encodes 916 amino acids. The transcript has 2 exons. Gene Ontology annotation, biological process: double-strand break repair; DNA double-strand break attachment to nuclear envelope. NCBI's taxonomy places the organism in Eukaryota, Fungi, Ascomycota, Dothideomycetes, Mycosphaerellales, Teratosphaeriaceae. The record is from RefSeq and is a predicted model, not a curated record. Gene Ontology annotation, cellular component: Cul8-RING ubiquitin ligase complex; nucleus.
AUGGCGGACGGCGAGGAGAAUGCGGCAGGUCAGUUGUUCGAAGGUGUAGUGGCGGCAUUCAUCCCCAGCGACCGAUUGGACGAGGAAUUGGUGGAAGAGUACAGCAGAAUUAUAGUCCACGGCGGCGGGAGGCAUAUCGCAUUACGAACAACAGACAACAAAAUCCCCGACCUCUCCGCCGUCACACACAUCAUCGCCACCAACAUCGACUUUCCCCAGCACAACCACGCGGUAGAAGGAGGGAUCCUGGUCGUCAAGCCAUCAUGGGUCAGGCAAAGCCAAGCGAAAAACAAGCUGGUGGCAGCGAGGCAGCACAGUCCAGACCCGAACCAGUACUUCCAGGACGUCGUCUUGACCUGCGCAGAUCUGCCUGAAGGCGACAAGGAUGCCAUCAUUGCUGGUGUCAUGGCUCUGGGUGGCUUGUACAGCGGCACACUCAACAAGCUCACCACCCAUAUCGUGACGUUGGACUACGACCAUCCGAAAUGUCAGUUGGCUCUCAAAACCAAGGCCAAUUGCAAGAGUGUCCUCCCACACUGGUUCGAUGACUGUCUACGCUUGGGAAAGAAGAUUAACGAACGACCUUACGUCUUCCCGAACCCGCCAUACCUCCAGUCGACACUGCCAAAGCCUGUCAACAGUGACAUCAGCCAUGUCGAAGGAGCGACGACAUCCACACCUCUUGCAUUCCCUGUACCCACUCCGCCAUCUUCUCCCUCUGACAUCCGCAAGAAUCUGAAUGCUUUCAUGAGCAAGACGCUCAGGCUUUCAUCCGACCUCGAGUUGAGCCCGCAUAUUGUAUCGACUCUGGAAGGUCUUAUCAAUCAUGGUGGCGGAGUCCUGACCAACAGCAUCGACAAUGCGGAUAUCUACAUCGGCCAGUAUCGUGACGGUGCAGAGUACAUCGCCGCAUCUCGUGCUCGCAAGGAAGUGGCCAACUUAUCCUGGCUGUACAACGUCAUCAACAACAACAAGUACACGAAUCCACUCAGCAAACUUCUUCACUACCCAAUACCACGGAAUGGUCUGCCAGGAUUCAGCAAUAUGAAGAUCAGCAUCUCAAACUACAACGGCGAAGCUCGAACAUAUCUCGAAAACCUGAUCAAAUACUCCGGGGCUGAAUUCACAAAGACAAUGAAGCAAGACAACACGCAUCUCAUCGCUGCUCAUUCUAAGAGCGAGAAAUAUGAGGCCGCACAGGAGUGGAAUCUGAACAUCAUCAAUCAUCUUUGGCUGGAGGAGAGCUAUGCGAAGUGCUGCACUCAAGCCUUGUCCAACCAGAAGUAUACACACUUCCCGGCGAGUACGAACCUGAGCGAGGUUUGCGGGCAGACCAUCCUCGAUCUAAAGAAUGUAGAGCGCAAUUUCUUUCCAGCACCACCGCCGCAGUCGCCACAGAAGGCUCCACGCUCUCCUGCAGCUCUUACUAAGGGUAGAAGCUCGCCGAGAAAGUCCGUACCAGCCUCCAGUAUCACGGCGACUGGCAGUACGCCUCGUAGACCACCUGCUGUCUCUGCGCCUACACCCAUUGCCGAGGAUGCCGAGACCGAGGACGAAGAUGAUCAAGAACAAGAAACAACCAAUACAGCAAGAGUCAGCUUCAGCGGCGUGGCUCCAGUGGAUGACAUGGACGAGGAUGAUGAGGAGCAGCCUUCGACAACCAAGAAAUCAAGAGGACGGCCACGGAAAUCAGCAGCAACACCACGUCGAAUUGAUGACGAGAAGGAGAACGAGUCACCUUUGAUCACGACUAGUAGUCGAGCAGCGAAGGUGAAGGCGGCAGCCAAUUUACAUAUUGCUGCGCCAGACAUGCUCCUCUACCAAAAAGAAAUGAAGCGCAAGGGUGGUGUGACCCACGGUGGCCGACCGUCCAGCCGUCUAGAAGAUUUCUCUUCCCCAGUCCCCGAGCAGCCGAAGAAAACAAAGAAGCGCAAGAGCGACGAGGCAACAUAUGAUGUUACGGCCGAAGGUAGCGAUCUCAGCGAUGGCGAAACUCAAGCACCGGGUCUCAAGGCCAAGAAGGCAAGGACGACCAGCGAUGCGCCACCCAUCAUGUAUCGUAUGAUGGUCACAGGCGACGAACGCUGGGUUGGUAAGCCAAAGCAAGAAAGCGACGAUAGGCUCAAACUUCGCAUGCUGGGUGUUGAGCUGACUCAGGAUCCGCUCGAAGUUGACAUCUUGGUAGCGCCAGCCAUCAAACGGACGAAGAAAUUUGUCGCUGCGCUCGCUAAUGCGCCGCUGGUAGUCGACAGCAAAUACCUCGACGCAGCUCUCAAGCAGGACAAGCUGGUUGAGAACCCGAAACUAUUGCAAGAUCGGAAGAUGGAAGAUGCCAUGGGCUUGAAACUCUCCGAAGCCAUCGAUCGCGCCAAAUGCAAUGCCCAUGAACUCCUCCAAGGCUGGUCGAUCUUUGUCUCCAAGGACAUCCCGGGCGGCUUUGACACUUAUAAGGAUAUUAUCAAAGUCAACGGCGGGGAGGCGUAUAUGUAUAAUGGUCGUACGGGUCUGCAUAUCCCUAAACGUCCUGUUGGUGCAGGCGAGGAGGAUGGAGAGGAGUUCGACUACGCAUACCUGGUAUCUGGAGCCAGCGAAGCGGAGGUCAAGCUGUGGAAGACUUUCAGAUCGACGGCCGAGAAGCAGAAUCUGAGGACCAGGGUUGUCAAGUCGGAUUGGUUGCUUACGACUGCUAUUGCGCAGGAAUUCCGGUGGAGGAGAGAGUGGGAGUGGGAUGAGGCGGCUUUGACGGCCUAG